AGGUGUAUCGAUAUAAUGUUCAUACUUGAAAUCGUACACGCAUUUAUUUAAAUAUAUAAAAUUGCAAUAUUACGUAAUCUUGUUAAUGAUAAGUAUCACUAAUUUCACCUUUCGCAAGCAUUAAAAAUAGUACAACAAAAUAUAAGUGACAGAAAUGGUAGCGAUAUACAAAUGUACAGGGCUGUACGCAUUGUUCGGCGGUCUCGAGUUAUCCAGAAAAUGGACGAACAAUUCCGAAUGCGUUCCGUACUCGUCGUAUUCGACUUUGAUCAUACGAUUUCCAAUGACAAUACCGACGUCGUGGCUCGAAAGCUGUUGCCCCAGGAAAAAUUAACAGACAGCGUGAAGGAAUUGUGUCGUCCUUAUGGUUGGAUCGCAUACAUGGCGAAGAUAUUCGAAUUGCUGCACGCCAAUUCCAUCAACAUAAAACAAAUCGAACGCGCUAUUGUCAACAUAUCACCUGUGCCGGGUAUCGAAACGCUUUUGAAAGAAUUACACUCCAACGAUUGUGAAAUUAUUAUUAUCAGCGAUUCGAAUACAUUAUUUAUCGACUAUUGGUUAAAAAGCAAACAUUUAGAUCACGUUAUCACCAAAGUAUUUACAAAUCCCGCGAGACUCGAUGAGAAAGGCAUGAUACAGAUAGAUAUGUACCACGUUCAAGACUCUUGCAAAUUAAGCACCGUUAAUUUGUGCAAGGGACAAAUCCUAGAAACUUACAUUAAACAAAGACGCGACGAGGGAGUAAAUUUCGAUCGAGUUGUAUACGUUGGAGACGGAAAAAACGAUUUAUGCCCAAUUUUACGUCUUUCGGAACGCGAUUUAGCAUUUCCGCGAAAAGAUUAUAUGCUUAUCAAGAUCUUAAAUGAUACCGAAAAUCACGAGAUUCCGAAAGUGAAAGCCCGCGUCUUUCCUUGGAGCGACGGCAUUCAAAUCUUAAAAAAGUUAGAAGAAGAAAUUGGUUUGUCUCAGUCUUCUUUAUAAUUUUGAAAUAUGAUAGAAAUAAAGAUGAAUCAUAAUUACUAACAAGAAAUAAUUGUAAGUGAUAUAUUAUCAAAUUUAAUUAUUUUUAAGUUAUCUAAACGUAUAAUUCUUCUUUCCAUAUUUUCUUUAAUUAAUAGAAAUUUUAAAGCAUGAUAAUAGAUGUAAAAGGAUGUUUAGCAAACAAUUAAAUAUGAUUUGAUUUCAACUGUAAUUUAAUAGAUGAUUUUGUAUAAAUAUACAUACACAUAUAUGUACA
This is a messenger RNA of Hylaeus volcanicus, 1237 nucleotides long. Its product is annotated as pyridoxal phosphate phosphatase PHOSPHO2-like. Gene Ontology annotation, molecular function: phosphatase activity. The record is from RefSeq and is a predicted model, not a curated record. The coding region runs from base 172 to 981 and encodes 269 amino acids. The transcript is spliced from 2 exons. Lineage: Eukaryota; Metazoa; Arthropoda; Insecta; Hymenoptera; Colletidae.